CGACGUGAAUCCACCAGCAGCAGCUUGCUCGGCAGCCGGGGAUCCAGAAAGGCUCACACCCUCAGCGACAACCCGGGAACGGCACGCACCCUACGUGAUACCCAAUUGCCAUAAUAUCUAAUCCGCCAGUUGAUUACUUGGUUUUCAUUCCCCCAAAACAGCCAUGGCUUCCGUGUUCUCGUCGACCCUGUCGUCGCCAUUGCGCAGAACAUCCUCCAUAUCCUCGCUACAUGCUCGAUCUGGGUCACUUCUCUCCUCUUGUCAGUGUUCUAGAGCGCAAUUCUCACAGUUUCACACCCACUCAUCGUCAAUCCGGUCUUCAGCACGAGCACGAUCAUCCUCUCUCCUCUCCUUUCAAACUCAUCAAUCUCGCUCCAUAACGACGCGCAUCCCGAAACCCUUCUCAAAAUCAAAAUCCACACUUCAAGGUAGCACCAAAUCAGAACGCUUACCCACCGAAGCAGCCGCGCCACGACCUGUCCUCCCCCUCACAAAUCUCCCCUAUUUCAUCCGUCGUACCCCUUCGAACCAACUACCCAUAUAUCUCGUUACGAAGGCCGGAGGAACAAGGCAAGAGACCAAGCUGCAAAAGACUGAAGGCGACGUUGAUGCUCUACGGGAAGAUUUGAUAAAAGCUUUGGGAAUGGAGAAGAACCCGUCGGAUGUAACCAUCAAUCGGCUGAAUGGGCACGUAAUUGUAAAGGGCUGGCGAAAACCAGAAAUACAGCAAUUUCUCCUAGACCGCAAAUUUUAAGAGAAAACAUAGAGCCCCUACCUAUCCAGGUCGCUCGAGAGGAAAGAAAAAUGAUGCUCCUUGCUUUCAUCUCAAGGAAUAAACCCCGUUACACAAAAAAAAGUUACAUUUUCCACUUUUUGAACGCUAAGAGGGAAACCUGUGUUUUCUAAUUUGGACCUUUCGAAUCUCAUUUGGCAAGGCGUUGCUGCAUUUCUGUGGGUUACUCAAUUUCCCGCCUGUUGUUUUUCCCUUUUCUUUCCCUUCCUCUAUGUUUCCUAUCUCGUCUUGUCUGGAAUGGGGGUUUUGACCUUUUGUAUUCUUGCGUGGUUUGUUUUCCAUCGACUCUCCACAUUUUGUAUAUGUAUGUAUCUACUCUGGGUCAGGUAGGAAUGUGUAUUACGAAAGACGUCAGUG
Coccidioides posadasii C735 delta SOWgp is the source of this 1150-nucleotide messenger RNA. RefSeq names its product mitochondrial 54S ribosomal protein mL49. Lineage: Eukaryota; Fungi; Ascomycota; Eurotiomycetes; Onygenales; Onygenaceae. Gene Ontology annotation, biological process: translation. Gene Ontology annotation, molecular function: structural constituent of ribosome. The record is from RefSeq and is a predicted model, not a curated record. Gene Ontology annotation, cellular component: mitochondrial large ribosomal subunit; ribosome.